AUGGGCUAUAUUUUCACAGGAUAUUCUAGCCGGCAUGAUAAGAGAAAAAAGCAUGUGCUUCCUUUGCAUCAGUAUGCAUUGUCUUCAAUAAACUUGCAGCAUCAUGUGCAUCUCUUCGAUACCGCGAUCUUAUCCAAGAGACCAAUAUUGGAGGAAGACAGGCCUACCAGGUUUCAGACCAAGAAACCUCGGCAUCGCAAGAAGCUAACUUUGCAAGAUUUGCCUAUAGAAAUUAUUCAACACAUUUUCAUUUUUACAAAGGGUGAACCGUCAAUGGUCGCCUUGAACAAGUUCUUUUAUAGUUGCUUGAGGCCAUCUUUUUCAUUGCUGUCCAGGAUCAUGUGGGAAAAAUAUCUUUUCGAUCCCCUAGAAUUUGACGUAGAUAAUAUAAAAGCUAAUGCAGGAAAUAUCGUGAUCCCCACGCUAUUCGAACAUGAAACUUUUUUCAAAUUACUAUUAGAUCAUCACAUUGUCCUCUUAAAAAGUAUUUCUCACUUUCUUCCUAGAAAACACUAUCAAGAUAUGCAAAAUGGUGAUUUUGAUACAUCUAAAGAGCUAGACUUGUGUUCAAUAAACACUGAAGAUACCAAGAAGGAAGACUUCCCCAAAAACUUUUACAACAAUAUGUAUAUUUUUUUAACACAUAGAGAAUGUGUGAAAGCCAUGGGUAAUCAUUUUACCUUAAAGAAUCCAUAUGAUGUGAUAUCCCCUUUUAUAGAAUGGUUUUUUCAAGGUAUUGAAAUACAAGAAGCUACCGUGAGCUCUAAGUUUACCAUAAUAUCUCUAUUUGAAUCAAUAGAUUUGAUUUUACGCGUUUCCGGAUCUGCAGCACGAAAACUAGGCUCCGUUGAACCUCUUACGACUAUGAUAUUUUUAUUAUAUUUCACUUAUGCCGAUGCACUAGAGACUCUGAAUUUCGAGUUUUUUUUGCAGAAUAGAUCAAGAUUACAGCUCAUAAAGAAAUUUAUCCUGAAAUAUUAUUACAAUCCAUCAUUGGCAGAAAACGAAGUUUUAUCUGAUACCACUAUAUGGGACUUGUUAAGGCGGGUUUCUGACUUGAAACUCAUAGACUUAGUCGUUAAGUGCGGUGGAAGGCCCCAAUACGGUGUUAUGUUUGCAUAG
Molecule: messenger RNA, 1122 nt
Organism: Saccharomyces paradoxus
Lineage: Eukaryota; Fungi; Ascomycota; Saccharomycetes; Saccharomycetales; Saccharomycetaceae
Exons: 1
Coding region: 1-1122 (373 amino acids)
Source: RefSeq, a predicted model, not a curated record